This is a messenger RNA of Ciona intestinalis (vase tunicate), 2048 nucleotides long. The record is from RefSeq and is a predicted model, not a curated record. NCBI's taxonomy places the organism in Eukaryota, Metazoa, Chordata, Ascidiacea, Phlebobranchia, Cionidae.
AAGAGAAUGAGAACAUGUCCCAUCUUAUCCCAACCCACUACAUUAGAGCUGCAUUAGUUUAGUAGUGAAUCUGUAAAAAGCAACACAAUGCAGAAGAAUGUUCUAUGAAUCAGCCAAAUUUAUAAAGAGUUUUAACUUUUAUGGCUGUAUCGUUUACUCCAGGCAGGCUACACAAGCAUGCCUAAUAACAAUGAAUCAGUAACAUGACGCUCACCGGAAACGGUUCUGAGAGCUCAGCUAUGACGUAACAAAGUCGUUGCUUCUUACUUAUAACGUAAUAAUAUCAACAGGUUUAGUGUUUUUAAUUUAUUCUGUUUUGGAUCAAGUUUACAAGAUGGAGAACCACAAGGAAAGUGCAUCCACUGGUUGGAAAGUAAAAGCAUCACAAACAUCAAACAACACGUUCAACCCAAUACGAGCCAUCGUUGACGGGAUGGUGAUCACACCAAACUCCGACAAAGAGAUGAUCGCUUUAUCAUUGGGUGACCCCACCGUGUUCGGGAACUUCCCCCCACCCGAUACCGCAGUACAAGGGUUACUAGACGCCGUUACAAGUGGGAAGUACAACGGGUACGGACCUUCGUAUGGCCACGUUGAAGCAAGGGCGGCAGUGGCGAAUCAUGUGACUACGGAUGGGGCAGUUGUGGAUAAAGGGGACGUUUACCUUAGCUGUGGUUGCUCCGAUGCGUUAAACAUGGCGAUCACUGUACUAGCUGACCGAGGUGACAACAUACUUGUACCAUGCCCCGGGUUCUCGUUGUAUAAAACACUCUCCAUAUCACAAGGAAUCGACGUCAAACUUUAUAAAUGCAAGCCGGAAAAAUGUUGGGAGACGGAUCUUGAUCACAUGGCAAGUUUGAUUGACAGCCGAACAAAGGCGAUUGUUGUCGUGAAUCCGUCCAAUCCGUGUGGAUCGAAUUUUAGCAGACAACACAUCUGUGACAUCAUAAAAGUGGCGGAGGAAUACCGAAUCCCGAUCAUCGCGGAUGAAAUUUACGCGGAUAUCGUGUUUAAGAACGAACGGUUCGUGUCUUGCGCCUCAAUGUCUGCUAACGUGCCAAUACUUUCAUGUGGGGGCAUUGCUAAGAAGUUUCUUGUGCCAGGUUGGAGGUUGGGGUGGGUUGUGGUUCAUGAUAGGCAUGGGAUAUUUGGAACUGAGAUAAGAAUGGGGUUGGUGAAACUAAGCCAACGUAUCCUUGGCCCGUGUACAUUAAUACAAGGUGCCCUACCUGCUAUACUAUCAACACCCAAGUCAUUUCAUCUGGAAACGAUAAGAAAACUUGAAGAAAAUGCUGAUUAUUUAUUUAACCAAAUAAAUGGACUGCCGGGUCUUAAUCCAAUCAAACCAACAGCUGCCAUGUAUAUGAUGGUUGGGUUUGAUAAACAACAUUAUCCAGAAUUUAAAGACGACGUCGCUUUCACUGAGCGCCUCAUAUCCGAACAAAGUGUAUUUUGUCUACCUGCCAAAUGCUUUGAGUACCCGAACUACUUUCGCGUUGUCCUGUCGGUUCCAAGGAACAAAACAGAAGAAGCUUGCGCGAGAUUAAAAAAGUUUUGUGACAUGCACUAUCACCCAUGACUUUAUUAACUUCUUACGCAAAAUGUUAUUUUAACUUAUGAUGCCAUAAUUAGUAGUAUUGUCUUGAAAGUGAUGUCAUGACCUAAUUUGUGAUGUCAUAAGUGAAUGAUAAAUCAUGACAUAAUUAUAAUUUCAGCUGUUUAAAAAUUAUUAAAAUAUAAAACCGUACUUUUAGAAUCUUAUUCUUUUUACAACUUUUUAUACAAGAGCUGAAAAAGACAAAACCUUCAUACUAAUUACCACCAAGUUACACUGCAACCAUAGUACUAUGUAUGUUAUAAGUUUCAUGUUUAUUAUAUUUGUUUAUAACAAUUUCCUUUAUUACAUCACUAUGCUAUACACAAUAAGCUGUGUUAAUGUUCCAGAAUAAUUUUGAAAUUAUAAUUUGUUGUGCACUGUGAAUAAUUUGUGCAAAAUUGUAUUUGCAGCUUGAAAUUAAUAAAACACAUAUUGUGAACUGUGGAAAACA